GCUCUAUAGGCUUUGAAAAAUAGUAUACAAGAAACGAUGGCUUGGGAUCUUGUGCCUUUCUUGGCCAUUGCUCUACUGCAAGUGGGCUAUGCAGGAUUGAACAUCAUAUCAAUGCUUGCCAUGCAAUCUGGCAUGAACCCUCUUAUUCUCGUCGUUUACCGGCUAGUUUUUGCAACCAUAGCAAUCGCUCCUUUUGCAUAUUUUAUGGAGUGGAAGACGAGACCCAAGAUAACAAUACCUAUUUUGUUCCAGUUAUUUUUGUGCUCCUUAACAGGGGGAACUGGAAAUAUGCUCUUUUACCUUGUAGGUUUAAAACACUCAACCCCAACAAUUGGUAGUGCAUUAAGUAAUACACUUCCAGCAUUCACUUUCAUCCUGGCUGUCCUUUUCAGGCAAGAAUCUGUGGGAAUUAAGACCAAGCCAGGGCAAGCUAAGGUAAUAGGGACAAUUAUAUGUGUAGGUGGAGCCCUUUUAUUGUCAUUCUACCAUGGACACACCAUUGGUAUAAGUGUACCUAGCAUGCACUGGACAUAUGCUGAGAAUAUGGAAAAGAAUAGUUCCACUUCUAGCAGCCAUGGAAACGCCAUCAUUGGCCCCUUGCUCAUAAUUGCUAGUUCUCUCUCUUGGUCAGUUUGGUUCAUAAUCCAAGCAAGAAUGAACAAGAUUUUUCCAGCUCCUUAUACAAGCACCACAUUGAUGUGUUUCAUGGCCAGCAUUGAGUGUGGGAUCAUUGCCUUAUUCGCCAAACACGACAUUUCUGCAUGGUCGUUGAGCAAUCCAAUGUGGCUUGUUGCAUCUCUCUAUGCAGGGAUUUUCUGUUCUGCACUAGCAUUUGUCAUCACUUCCUGGGCUAUCCAGGUGAAAGGUCCUCUCUAUGUCUCGGUGUUCAGCCCCUUGUUGCUUGUUAUCGUGGCUAUUUCCAGCUGGGCCCUGCUUCAUGAGAAAUUAUAUGUUGGAACUGUUUUAGGGUCUAUUCUAAUCGUCCUGGGGCUCUUUGCUGUUCUAUGGGGGAAGAAUAAGGAGAUGAAACGGAUUAGUGCUAUUGAAGAGAUAGAAGCAGCAAAGCGAGAUGAUGCCAUGAUCCAGAAGGACGACUUGGAACUGCAGGUGAUUGCUGAUGAUGGCAAUCUUUAUGUUACAACAAGAAAGGAGAAGCAUCAAGAAAAUUAAUCCAGUUCGGCAUUUAUUCAAGAAAAGGAAACAGUUGCACAACAUUUCUUGUCACGACUCGUGACUCUCUAUUUACUUUGCUGUAAAGGUAAUAAUGGCUUCCACAUUCCAUGAGGACUCCAAUGAAUCUUAAAUUGAGAAGUUAUUUCUGUAAUCCGUGAAAUGCAUGCUUGUGCUAAUGAUUUUGAGUUUUCAA
Messenger RNA from Quercus robur (English oak), 1366 nucleotides. RefSeq names its product WAT1-related protein At1g09380-like. The record is from RefSeq and is a predicted model, not a curated record. Gene Ontology annotation, cellular component: plasma membrane. The transcript is spliced from 7 exons. The coding region runs from base 37 to 1170 and encodes 377 amino acids. Gene Ontology annotation, molecular function: transmembrane transporter activity. Lineage: Eukaryota; Viridiplantae; Streptophyta; Magnoliopsida; Fagales; Fagaceae.